CCUCCUUGUGUCUUGCAGUGUGCUGCCGUCGGCUGUCUCCUGCGUGAAGAGGGCGGCUGCCUGAGGGGACUUCCCCCCUGUCACGCUGCAGGUCCUGCUGCUCCCGGCUCUGGGCCGGGCUUGGGAUCUAGCCUGGGACAGCAACAGACUGACCAUGCAUCCUGAGCGCUGCUUGGAGCUCCUCCUCGCACACUGUGGGCGCUGGGUCCCUACCUAGGCUUCCAGAGCGCUGGGUGCACGCACACUGUUUGACCUGUCUUUGGCUAGUUUGGGGAGCUGGCGCUCUGUAUCAGCCUCUGAGACUCAUCGGUAUCAUCAUCAUCAUGGCUUCAGUGUGGAAAAGGCUGCAACGGGUGGGAAAACACGCAUCCAAGUUCCAGUUUGUGGCCUCUUACCAGGAGCUGAUGGUGGAGUGCACCAAGAAAUGGCAGCCAGAUAAGCUAGUGGUGGUUUGGACCAGAAGAAGCCGAAGGAAAUCUUCUAAGACUCAUAGUUGGCAACCUGGAAUCAAAAAUCCAUACCGGGGUGUGGUUGUAUGGCCUGUUCCAGAAAACAUUGAAAUCACUGUGACGCUUUUUAAGGAUCCCCAUGCGGAGGAAUUUGAAGACAAAGAAUGGACAUUUGUCAUAGAGAAUGAAUCGCCUUCUGGACGUAGAAAAGCGCUUGCCACCAGCAUUAUCAACAUGAAGCAAUAUGCAAGCCCCAUGCCUACACAGACAGAUGUCAAGUUAAAAUUCAAGCCUUUGUCUAAGAAAGUGGUAUCUGCCACCCUGCAGUUCUCUUUAUCAUGUAUUUUCCUGAGGGAAGGAAAAGCCACGGAUGAAGACAUGCAAAGCCUGGCUAGUUUGAUGAGUAUGAAGCAAGCUGACAUUGGAAAUUUAGAUGAUUUUGAGGAAGACAAUGAAGAAGAUGAAGAGAACAGAGUGAAUCAAGAGGAAAAGGCAGCAAAAAUUACAGAAAUUGUAAACCAGUUGAAUGCUCUGAGCAGCUUAGAUGAAGAUCAAGAUGACUGCAUAAAGCAAGCAAAUAUGCCUUCAGCUAAAUCAGCCAGUUCCUCUGAAGAGCUUAUCAACAAACUUAAUUUUUUGGAUGAGGAGGAGCAAGACUUGGCCAAUUCCAGUUCAGAUCCAUUUGGAGAUCCUGAUGCAGCAGAAUUAAACCCAUUUGGAGAUCCUGAUGCAGAAGAAUCAGAAACUAAGACAACUUCAUCUGCAAAACCAGAAGAAUCUUACUAUAAUGAAAAUUAUAAUCCCUUUAAAGAGGAUGAUGCUUCAGAGAAUUUGAAUCCAUUUGGUGAGCCAGAUCCUGAACCUGAAAUGUGUAUGAUCAUCAAAGAUUCCCCUCCACAACUUGCAAAAAGGAAGAAUGUAAGACCAGUGGACAUGAGUAAAUACCUCUAUGCAGAUACCUCUAAAACUGAAGAGGAAGAGUUAGAUGAAUCAAAUCCAUUUUAUGAACCAAAAUCGAACCCUGCUUUAAAUAAAGUUACUUCACUGCAAGAAACAGAAAAGAAGAUGAAAAGGAAGGCUCCUGCACCACCAGUCUCCUCGCCAAAGACAGAGACAGGAAUGAGUGAGAGCAUGUCAGCUAUUCCUACAGCAAAGGAGCUUUCUUCUUCUCCUAAGCUAAGCCCAAUACCAAGUCCUGUUUUGGGGAGAAAGCCAAAUGCUAGUCAGUCACUGCUUGUAUGGUGCAAAGAAGUUACAAAAAAUUAUAGAGGAGUGAAAAUCACCAAUUUUACUACAUCAUGGAGAAAUGGUUUAUCCUUUUGUGCAAUAUUACACCACUUUAGACCAGAUUUAAUUGACUACAAGUCCCUGAAUCCUCAAGAUAUUAAAGAGAACAACAAAAAGGCAUAUGAUGGGUUUGCCAGUUUAGGAAUAUCUCGAUUGCUGGAACCUUCUGACAUGGUUUUGUUAGCAAUUCCUGACAAACUGACUGUUAUGACCUAUCUCUAUCAAAUAAGGGCACAUUUCUGUGGCCAAGAACUAAAUGUCGUUCAGAUAGAGGAGAACAGUAGUAAGAGUACAUAUAAAGUGGGUAACUAUGAAACGGACACCAACAGUUCUGUUGACCAGGAAAAGUUCUAUGCAGAGCUGAAUGAUCUGAACCGAGAGCCUGACUUGCACCAACCUGACAGUGGUUUGGCAGAUUUUGUUUCUCAGGAUGACUCUGUAUUUGUAAAUGACAGUGGUGUUGGAGAAUCAGAGAGUGAGCAUCAGACACCUGAUGACCAUUUAAGUCCAAGCACGGCUUCCCCUUCUCGGAGGACUAGAAGUGACACUGAUCCACAAAAAUCCCAGCAGAGUUCUGGAAGGACUUCUGCAUCUGAAGAGGCCGGGAAAAGCAGCAAUGCAGACACAACACAACAGCCUUUGUUGGGAAGGAAGAAACUGCUGAAAGUUGACACUUUAGACUUGAGCGAUUUACCACUUGUCAGCAAUCAAAAAGAAGAUGCGUCUCCAACAGUUGUUUGUGAAGACACCGACAAGAAAAAAGAGCAGAGUUCAGACAGUACCAUUAGUUUCUCAGAGCAAGAAAAGUUGGUCCAUACAGGAUCCACAGAGAACAGAUCAGAUCCUGGCUCGCCUGUCAAAAAGCCAAGUUUAUCUCCCACUUCCAAACUUGGAUAUUCUUAUAACAGGGAUGCAGAUCUUGCAAAGAAAAAACGUGCUUCUCUAAAGCAAGCAGAGGCUGACUCUGAUACUAAUGCCAGAACAGCUUUAAAUCAUGCAGAUCAAAUUGCAAAAACUGCACAGCAACGAAUGUUGUCAAGACAGGAAGAACUUAAAGAACGAGCAAGAGUUCUGCUUGAGCAAGCAAGAAGAGAUGCAGCUUUAAAGGCGGGGAAUAAGCAGCUAACCAAUACAACUGCCUCAGCCCGUACUAAGCAACUGAGUGAUCAGCAAGAUGAAGAGCGACGUCGGCAGCUGAGAGAGAGAGCUCGUCAGCUAAUAGCAGAAGCUCGAUCUGGAGUGAAGAUGUCAGAACUUCCUAGCUACAGUGAAAUGGCUGCAGAAAAGUUGAAAGAAAGGUCAAAGGCAUCUGGAGAUGAGGAUGAGGAUGAUAAUAUUGAAAUAGAUACUAAUGAGGAAGUUCCUGAAUGCUCUGUUACAGAAGGUGGUGAUGAACUUACUAACCUAGAAAAUGACCUUGAUUCUUCUGCAGAACAAAACAGUAAGUUGGUGGAUUUGAAACUGAAGAAGCUCCUAGAAGCUCAGCCACAGGUGGCAAAUUCACUCUCCAGUGCUGCUCAGAAAGCUGUAACUGAUAGCUCAGAGAAAGACAUUAAGCAGAAUGGAACAGAAGAACAUCGUGCUGAGCGAUUACAAAAAGCAACAGAACGUUUUAGAAAUCCUGUUGUGUUUAGCAAGGACUCUACAGUCAGAAAAACUCAGCUUCAGUCUUUCAGUCAAUAUGUUGAGAACAGACCAGAGAUGAAAAGGCAGAGAUCAAUACAGGAAGAUACAAAGAGAGGAAAUGAGGAGAAGGCUGCGAUAACUGAAACUCAGAGGAAGCCAUCAGAAGAUGAAGUGCUUAAUAAAGGGUUCAAAGACACCAGUCAGUAUGUUGUAGGAGAAUUGGCAGCACUAGAGAAUGAGCAAAAGCAAAUUGACACCCGUGCCGCGCUGGUGGAGAAGCGCCUUCGCUAUCUCAUGGACACAGGAAGGAACACAGAAGAAGAGGAAGCUAUGAUGCAGGAAUGGUUCAUGUUGGUUAAUAAGAAAAAUGCCUUAAUAAGAAGAAUGAACCAGCUUUCUCUUCUGGAAAAAGAACAUGACCUAGAGAGGCGGUACGAACUGCUGAACCGGGAGCUGAGAGCAAUGCUUGCCAUUGAAGAUUGGCAAAAGACUGAAGCCCAGAAGAGGCGAGAGCAGCUUUUGCUGGAUGAACUCGUUAUUCUCGUUAAUAAACGUGAUGCGUUGGUCAGAGAUUUGGAUGCUCAAGAAAAACAGGCUGAGGAAGAAGAUGAACAUUUGGAAAGGACUCUUGAACAAAACAAAGGCAAGAUGGCCAAGAAAGAAGAGAAAUGUGUCCUUCAGUGAGUGGCCUUCCUGGAGCAGAUGCAGUUGCAUUUUGCAGUCGAGCCCUUUCUUACGUUUUUAAAAUACUGACACAAGACUGAAAAGAAAAAUCAAUGUUUUGAAAAAUUUUAAACUUUUUCCAUUUGGUUAGGCCAGCUCUAUAACUGCAUUGUUUUUUGAGUUUGGGGUUGGUUUGUUUUGGGGGAUUUU
Molecule: messenger RNA, 4235 nt
Organism: Gavialis gangeticus (Gharial)
Lineage: Eukaryota; Metazoa; Chordata; Crocodylia; Gavialidae
Gene: EHBP1
Product: EH domain binding protein 1
Exons: 24
Coding region: 324-4046 (1240 amino acids)
Molecular function (GO): protein binding
Source: RefSeq, a predicted model, not a curated record